AUGCAUCCCAUGCAUUUCCUGGCAGGCGACUGCUGGGCGUACGCAGUGGUGGGCAGCAUUGAGGCGGCACUCGGCAUUCUCUCCAACACCUCAGCGGCGCCGGUGCUGUCAGUGGAGCAGCUGAAGGCCGCCAUGAAGGUCGGCUGCUCUGGCAGCACGCCCUCUCAGGCCUUCCAGCUGCUGCUCAAGCUGGCGCAAAAAGGAGGCGGGCUCGUGUUGGAGAGCCAGGGACCAGCCGAGAAAGGCAAGAAGGCCGUCGUGAAGGCAGGCAGCAGCAGUCCUCUCUGCUCGCCGUUGCUGAAGCCACUGGCGAAGCUGGGCUUUGAGUCGACGUCCUUCUAUGGCUGGUUUGGGCUGCUGCUGGCCGUGCAGCGGCAGCCAGUGGUGGUGCACAUUGAGGCUUCCGCCGACACGUUCAAGAGCUACGAUGGGGACCCAGCGUGCUUCAUAUACAAGCUGAACCACGUGGUGCUGCUGGUGGGGUACCGCCUGGUGGGCAAGGACUCGCGCUUCCCCCACAUGGCGCCGCCCUUUUGGAUCAUCCGCAACUCAUGGGGGCCUGACUGGGGCGAUGGGGGCCACAUGCGCAUGGACAUCCAGGGGGGGGAUGACGUGUGCGGCAUCAACUCGCUGCCAGGCCUCUACCCUGUGGUCAGAGAGGAUGCAUGCAAGGCAGCCCAGCGCAAUCCGUGUGCGGUGGGGCAGUGUGUGAAUGACGGGGCAGGGUCGUACUCGUGUGUGUGUCCCCCGGGCUUCAGGCAGGGCACCACCGUUGAUGGCACCUUCUCCUGUGCUCCAGGUGGGAACAGCAACACCUACACCGUGCUCUCUCCCAACGUCCGCUGCUCCGAUGUCUUCCCGGUCUACGGCCUCACGCUCGCCGAAUUCCAAGCCCAGAACCCAUCGGUGUCGUGUGCAGGACCCAUCCCACCCUCCACCGUUCUCAAAGUGGCCAGCCCAGCCUCUCUCAUCCCCUGCUCCGUCUUCUACACCACUCAGCAGGGCGACACCUGUGCAGACCUAGCAGUGUACUUCGAAGUGCACUGGUCCUGCCCAUCUGACGCCUGUACGCCAGCCUUCCAGGCGCUCAACCCCAGCUUGGACUGCACUGCCAACGGCGGGCUGCUGCAGCCGGAGCAGACAGUGUGUGUGGAGCGCCUGUACAACAUGUUGCUCAUCCCGGUGUGCUCGCAGUACUACCUGGUGCAGAGCGCAGAGACGUGCGAGUCCAUCCGCAACGUGCCCUACCCCCCACCGAAACCCGUUGACUUUUUCCGCCUUAACCCCGGCAUCAAGUGCAACCGCCUCAUUCCAAACACCGACAUUGGCAGCUUCACUGGCUUUGAGGCAUGCAUUGCGAGCUCCACGUCGUACACUCAGGGCACGUGCCCACGUGCGAAUGCGUAUGUGGUGGGGACAGGCGACAGGUGCACGGCCAUUCAGGUGAAGUACUUCCGGGGCAUCAAGGGCUGCUACAGAAAAGUCAACGGAUACGACUGCAUCGACAAGCUCGUCAAAUCAACUCGCGUGUGCCUGCCUGACAAAGUCAAGCUUCAGAAAGGAGUCUGCGACAACUGA
Messenger RNA from Closterium sp. Naga37s-1, 1578 nucleotides. Lineage: Eukaryota; Viridiplantae; Streptophyta; Zygnematophyceae; Desmidiales; Closteriaceae. The record is from the annotation of a GenBank genome assembly.